This is a messenger RNA of Fimicolochytrium jonesii, 2325 nucleotides long. RefSeq lists its product as uncharacterized. The record is from RefSeq and is a predicted model, not a curated record. NCBI's taxonomy places the organism in Eukaryota, Fungi, Chytridiomycota, Chytridiomycetes, Spizellomycetales, Powellomycetaceae. The coding region runs from base 239 to 2134 and encodes 631 amino acids. The transcript has 8 exons.
GGAUAACGUCACCACAUCCCGGACAGCAGGGCGCGCGUCAACAACCAUGACGUGUGGCAGGCGAAAACGGUGAUAAAAGCCUCGUCCUGCUGGGACCUCGUCAACCUAAAGACAUUGUGAGCUUGGCGAAGGCAAAGUACUUAUAUAGAUCUGUCCAAUUGAUUCCCUAGCAGCAGCAGCCCUCUCCGCUGGAAGAAAGCUUUAGGAGACCGUCUGACAGCGUCGAAAGGAAACAAAGAUGCCAGGACACAGGGUGCGUGGAGUCCACAACCAUGGGCCUACUAGGGAUGGUCGCACUUUGGAAGAAACCCGCUUGCUGUCCGAGGGAAGCUCGCGGGCGCUGCGUGCUGAGGAGGCUAAGGAUUGUUACGAAAAAGCGCUCGAGUUUGCGCGCAACCGCCUAGUGGAGCCGGUCUCAAACGAUGAAAUCGCCGAGUCCAAAGAAUACGUCACGGACGCCAUGAUCACCGAGCUCAAGAUUCUCGGUCCGCGGGCCUGUGUUUGCGGUGCACUGGCCGCUAGCCGGGAGCUAAACCAACGUGCAAAGCUCAGCACUCACCGAAGUUCUCUGCUGAAAGCCAGGGCGUACAUGUGUGAGGUUAUGGCGAUUAGGAUUGUGGAGGAUCUCGCGGAGGAUAAGGAUGGGAGAGAAGAGCUGUUUGUAGAGGUGCUUACGCCGCUGUUCACGAAUUGGAAGGCGCCGCACAAGCAGGAGAGCCCACUCUCCAUCGCUGUCGAAUCUGGCGCGGUCUCCUUCGUCAACACCAUCGUGGUGCAGCAAUGCGUCGAGUACAUCUGGCGCGGCCUCCUGAUCCCCCGCCCAUCAUGGGAGAUCAAACAAGACAGUCGUGAUGGCGACGGAUACGUCCAGGGCUACCAAUGGCCCACGCAGAUCAGAUCUGGUUUCAAUGCUCUACCCGAAGGCCGGUUGAGUGUCCCGAUAUACCGAUACGCUGCCGAGACGAUGUUCAGUUUCGCGCUGUUGAUGGUGUUCACGUUUGUCGUCAACUACCGGACCCCGCAUUUCAAUGCGGCGGAGAUCAUCAUGUAUAUCAUGGUUGGGUCUUAUAUGAUCACGGAGAUCAAGCAGUUCCGUUCACAAGGCACAGGAUUGUACUUCCUGACAUUGUUCAACUGCAACGACAUGAUCAGCUUGGUCCUGUUCUCAAUCGCCUUUGGAGCCAAAGUCUACGCUCAAUGGAUUGGCAGCGAGGAGAUCUUGACGGGUCCAACCGAUUUGUCCUAUGAUCUGCUAGCGUGUAACGCUGUGUUCUUGUGGACUCGUGCGAUUCAUGUUCUUGCUGGAUUCCGAUACUUUGGAGAGAUGGUCGUCAUCAUCCGCUCCAUGUUGCAAGACGCUGCUUACUUUUUCGUCAUGUUCUUCUUUGUGCUUGUCGGGUUUGUCCAGGCGUUUGCUGGUUUAGCGCGUGCAUCGCCAUCGGAGGGACCUGGGUUCGCUAAGGGGGGAUACUUGUUAGCCAAGGCUUUCCUGCAGGCCCCUGACUUCGAGGACGCCGAGCGCAUGCACGACGUCCUCGGACCCCCACUCCUCAUCUUCUUCCAGAUCCUCGGCACCGUCAUCAUGCUCAACAUGCUCGUAGCCUUCUUCAACCAAUCCUACUCCACCAUCAUCGAAACUGCCACCGAACAGCACGUCUACCAAUUCACCGUCAACGUCCUCGGCCUCUACCUCGACGCCACGCGGUACCCCUUCAUCCCGCCCGCCAACCUCGUCGAACCCUUCCUCAAAGUGCCCUCGCUCUUUCUCUCGGAACAGCGGUACCUCGCUCUGCGCAGAUGGGUGUGGGUCCUCGCCGUGUUCCCCGCCAACCUCGCCAUCGCGAUCGCCGAGGAGGCAUUCCCGCAGCUCACGGCGCAGCUGUACCAGGUGAAGGAGGACCAGGAUUUCGAAGAGGAGCAACGGGAGCGGAGGUUGAGGAAGGCGGAGGAUGCGGCGCCUGUGGAGAGCGAGCCUGUGACGGGUGGGAAGGGGUUGGAGAAGGAGGGGAAGAAGAUCGAGGCGCCGGAGUUGGAAGAGGAUGCGGGCGUGCAGGAGACUUUGAAGUUUUUGGUGAAGGAGAUUAGGGAGUUGAGGUUGAAGUUGGAGGAAAAGAACGGGAGUGGGGCUGAGUAGACUAAGCGAGUAGAAGGAGUCAAGGAGGCCCACAGAAGGUGGCGGGUGUGGUCAUGCGGAUAGAUACCUAGCGGCGUAUAGGUCCUCCAAGUUUACGUAGCUUUGUGAUAGUGUAAGGACGGUCGGACUCAUUAGUUUCCUGUUCUCAGAACUUUCAUUCAAAUGUAUAUUGCUUAUCAUGCAUCGACACU